AUGCUAACUGGACGUGGUAGACAAUUAGCUAGUAAGAAAGUUGGCCGAAUUCCUGGAUCUACUUCAACUCCAGCAUCUUCUAAGGAUUUGCAACCAACUUCAUCUGGUGCUGGUUCUUCUGGACAAUUUGAUAAAGUUGAGAAGGUUGCUCCUUUGAAAAUUCGCCUUUCAACGAGAAAGAAGCGAAGAAAUGACGAUUCUGAAGAAGAACUUAACUCUGAUCAAGAAUUUGAAUCUCUUCUAAAAGAACAUGAACGGCAAUUGGAUGAGGAGGAAAGAGCAAAGGAGGAACGAAAAAAGGAACGUGCCGCAGCUAGGAAGGCUAAAGAAUCGAAACAAAAAGUUAAACGGCGAAAGGAGGAAGGCGAAGGAGGGGAAGAUGGAGAUAAUCCACAGGUUUUUUGA
Messenger RNA from Meloidogyne enterolobii, 405 nucleotides. The record is from the annotation of a GenBank genome assembly. NCBI's taxonomy places the organism in Eukaryota, Metazoa, Nematoda, Chromadorea, Rhabditida, Meloidogynidae.